Messenger RNA from Pseudovirgaria hyperparasitica, 388 nucleotides. RefSeq lists its product as uncharacterized. The record is from RefSeq and is a predicted model, not a curated record. Bases 104 to 376 code for a protein of 90 amino acids. NCBI's taxonomy places the organism in Eukaryota, Fungi, Ascomycota, Dothideomycetes, Acrospermales, Acrospermaceae. The transcript has a single exon.
AUACUACUUUUAGAUUGCGCGAUUGUAUCUAAGCAAUCGUCGUGCUGAGCUUUGAAGUAGGUUGAACAUAUAACCACACUCUUCUCGAUACCAGUCCGCAAGCAUGUGUCCUGUCGUCUGGAUCUCCCCAACAACUCCUUCUCGUCGUGGGAGUAAGUGGAGAAGUUGUUUCGAGAGUCUUCGGUCCCACAUAUUUGGUCGUCACAGGCCUGCCGACCACGACAGCUGCGAAUCGCUCCUAGAGCCACCAACAUUUGAGACUGCGAGCAUCGCCCGCCAAUACAACAGAGCUCUCAAGGUAGACACCCGGAUCAAUCGCAAGGCUGUGGCAGAUCAAGAUGAAGAACACGGUAUGGGCAGACACUAUCAAAUAUGAGGAGAGCUUCAA